AUGUAUAAUCUGGUCUUAGAGAUUCAAAGUAGACCUUCCAAUUGUUGUGGACACAUCACUAAUGAGGCUACUCGUUGUGAAUAUAUUUUCUGUAUCAUUUAUGAAGUAGUAUCAAUAUAUGGAGGUGAAAUAAAGGUUUAUCCUCAGUAUGAAAUAUCAGAAAGUUAUGGUAAAGGUCCUGUUGAUUGA
Messenger RNA from Funneliformis mosseae, 189 nucleotides. NCBI's taxonomy places the organism in Eukaryota, Fungi, Glomeromycota, Glomeromycetes, Glomerales, Glomeraceae. The record is from the annotation of a GenBank genome assembly.